AUGUGCUCUGCUACGAACCUUCCGUCAUCUUCUGAUGGGUCCACGCCAAGCUCCCAGCGACCUACUCUGGGCAAAAAGGGGCCAUCUAAGCGUUCUCUGCUAUCCAAUGCGGAGACACCUUCAUCGAGGGUAUCGAAGUCGAAAUCGGCAUCAUCUCUUCGAGAACCCAAGCCCGAAUCUCGAAGGGAAGCCUUGGUUGCCAACAAGAGCUCGUCUCGGCGUUCUUUGCAGAGACCAACAUUGAGGAGCGCUCAAUCAUCCCGCACCCUCGUUGCGCGCAAAGAAUCGUUGAGAGGAUCAUUGGUGUCCACCAGGAAGUCCUCGUCUCAGCGUUCCCUGCUACCGACAUCCAAUGCGGAGAGGCCGUCCUUGAAGAGCUCUCAAUCGUCUCGUUCCCUCGUUGCACGCAAAGAAUCGUUGAGAGGAUCAUUGGUGUCCACCAGGAAGUCCUCUUCUCAGCGUUCUCUGCUACCAACAUCCAAUACGGAGAGGCCUUCCUUGAAGAGCUCUCAAUCGUCUCGUUCCCUCGUUGCACCAAAAGGAUCGUUAAGGGACUCCCUAGUGGACACUAGGAGAAUCUCUUCUGAACGUUCCUUGAACGCGAGGUCUGUUAGCUUGAGAGAAGUCUUGAGCAACGAAGACAAUAAGAAAGAAAGCCCCAAAAAGAAGGAUGAUCGUGUCUAUGGCCACAAAGCGCCAUCUCACAAGCGCUGUCUAGGUCUGAAGCCAUCGACUGGUGGCGACGGAAUCUUCCUGGAUGCUGGUGUUAGUGAGCAAAAGAAGAAAGUGAAGUCCAAGCGGUCGACAAAGGAACUCAAAAAUCCCACGCGGUUGGCUCUAGCGUCAUUUGCAGAAGGCUUUGACAAGAAAAAGAGCAAGUCGUCCGCUGGCAAGAGAGGUACCGGUAGCUCAAAAGGGAAGAGAGCUGCGCCUACAGCUUAG
Seminavis robusta is the source of this 942-nucleotide messenger RNA. The record is from the annotation of a GenBank genome assembly. Lineage: Eukaryota; Bacillariophyta; Bacillariophyceae; Naviculales; Naviculaceae.